This is a messenger RNA of Cavenderia fasciculata, 1302 nucleotides long. RefSeq lists its product as uncharacterized. Lineage: Eukaryota; Evosea; Eumycetozoa; Acytosteliales; Cavenderiaceae. The record is from RefSeq and is a predicted model, not a curated record. The coding region runs from base 1 to 1302 and encodes 433 amino acids. The transcript is spliced from 2 exons.
AUGAUGUUUUAUAGAUACAUGGUAGAAACAUUGGCCGACGAUUCUGAAAAGACUGACUUUAUCGAUCGUUGGAAUUAUGAUAAUUCUAUUGCAAACGGGGUCGAGGAGUGUUUGGAAAUAUCUCUCAAGGAAAAUGGACAUGUCAUCGCCCAUAACAUCAAGUUUGUACACCCAUCGUUUGUAGAUAAACUAGAUGAUUAUCUUUUGGACGAGAUUGGUCACUACAGUCGUACAAACAUUUAUGAUUUGUUAAGAGUAUUUGUCAAAAAACAAUCAGCAGAACCAUCUGACACCACUUGUGAUUUAGAAAGUUGUUUAAUUCUAAAUUCUGUCAAUAGAUGUGUAUUUUCAAUGGCACGGAUUUGUCAAUACACCCAAGAUGACGGCCAAUAUCAUGCAAAAGAACAAUUCAUAUCGGUCAUGGAAAGGAUUAUUGAUUUAUUUAUCAAUUCAUUCCCCGAACAUUUUCAACAACAGUUUAGGUUCGUGAUGCCAAAUCGAUUUACAUUGGGUGAGAUUUUAUUCCCAACUCUCCUCGUCCAUCCUCGUUUACUCGCCAAAUUAUACAAUCAAAGAAUCUAUGGUGAAUACGAAGGAUCACACUGUCUCUUAUUCUCUGCAGCAAUGCCAUGUGAUAUAACAUUAUUUCGUAAUGUAUAUAAUUACUUUGCCACAGGAAUUGAAGAGUAUGAGAUCCUUCGGGUUUUGUCAAGGGUCAUCGAUGCAGGAAACUAUCAAUUUUUAGCAAAGAUGAUGAUAGAUGUUCCAUUAAAUAUUAGGUAUAAACAGCUCGUACCUGGAGAUAGACAAGAAGUUAUAGACAGAGUAUUCAAAAUAUAUUUUCAACUACGGUUAAAGGAAAAAGAUGAAAAUUUACAAGACUGUAAACAAUUUGCAGAUUUAUUUUUAAAUAUUAUUCCAAGCGAACAUCAAUCUCAAAUUCUCUAUUAUUCAUCUAGUUUGGAUGAUGUCCAAUUUGAUCAAUUGUGGAACCAAUUUAUGAUUGGAUGGAGACUUGUUUGGUUGUUUGAAUCACGUACGACCAGUUUGGAGUACGAUUCUCAAUUCUUUGCCAAUUUAGAGAGAAUUUUCGAUAAAUUAAAAUCGAUGCAAUUGAAAUGUUUUGGAAAGAUAGAAACCAGAAUAUCUCCACCUCCUCUAGCUAGAAGAUAUGUAGGAAUGUUAAAACAUUGCCUUGAAAAAUAUUAUUAUCAACCAUUCUCUCAAGAACAUUCAAUAGUCGACCAUUAUUCAAAAUUACAAGUUGAAUCUUUUUUAAAAUAUAUUUAUAUUCCAAGAUAA